AGCAGAGCACUGAGACACAGCUGAGAAUUAGAGGGAGGGAGAGAGAGAGAGAGAGAGCAGUGAAGUGGAAGUAUGAGUGAGCAUCAGAGAAAGACAGAAAUAGAGCAAUAAAGCAGUGAAUUAGGGAGAGAGAGAGAGGCAGAGGAAGAGGGGGAGAGUCUUUCACUGAGGUGGUGAUGGUUGGCGUGCACAAGGCUUUAUUCAUGUAGCAAAAAAAAAAAAAAAAAACAGCUCAGUUUUCCCCUCCGUCGUUUGUGGAUGUAAGAGCCUCAUGGAUUCGCUUCCCUCUGACUCCCGGUGGAAUUCAUUGCAUCUGGAUCCAAACAGCUGCAGCUGGAAGAUGCGACCGUGCCUGGGUACGGGGAUCCAUGUGGGCCUGUGACGACUGCAGUCCCCGCCGUGGCUACCUCUUCUCCAUAAGGAUGGCUCCAGCAGCACUGACCCAGAUUGUAGAGUCGUGGCUCGUCGCUGUGGAUUGCUCCUCCUCGGGUGGUCUGUGAAUGUGAUGCAGACCAGGCAUGCUCUACACCUCAGCGGACACCACGCAGCGUGCUACCUCUGCUGACAUCUGUCUUUGUGGAUACACACAGUGACUGGCAGGCUACGCCAGCGAGACUGAUCCAUAAUAAUAAUCCCCAGCCGAAGAACAAACAACAUCUGGGCGUGGAGAGAAGGGAGAGGGCGAAGUCUCAGCAGGGUGGGUGGCAGAUGGUGACACUGCAGCAGCACUUCUCCAGCAUGGAGGAGACAGUACGAACUCUACUACAGAACCAGGACUCAGUGGAGGGCCCCAGCGUGGACCCACUGGACCUCAUGAAAGCAUACAAGGACAAACUCCUGGAGGAAAUGUGGAAGCAGCAGGACAGUCUGGAGGGUCCCACAGCCACAGCAGAGAGUCCCGGCUCACCAGAGGCCGGCAGCAGAUUGGAGGAAAAUUCAAAUGACACCAAGCCCCUUCUAGAACGACUGAGAGCCCUGGAGGCAGAAAACUCUGCUCUAUCUCUGGAAAACGACAACCAAAGGAAGCAGUAUGAACGCUGUCUGGAUGAGGUGGCGAACCAAGUGGUCCAGGCCCUGCUCACACAGAAGGACUUGAAAGAGGAAUGUGUGAAGCUUCGGACCCGUGUGUUUGACUUGGAGCAGCAAAAUCGCAUUCUGAGUGUGCUGUUUCAACAACGUGUCAAAAUGUCCACAACUCCUGUCUCGCAGGAGGUCCAAAGGAAUGGAAAGGCAGGUGUUCCUGCUGGGAGAUGGCCCAGUCUUCUGAGUCUAACAUGCCCACGCAGUAGCUGCAGUGGCAGCGGCAGUGAGAUGUCAUUAUCCAGCGCUUGUAGUGAGUACUCCAGUGGCUCCCAUACUUGGGCAGAGGGACGUGGCUCUUCUAAGCAGUAUGCCACAAGCCGGGAGAAGAGGAUGAGUACUGGGUCAGUAUCCAGCAAUAAUUCAGUGCCUGCCGAGCAGACAGACCUGGGAUGGAAGGAAGGUCACAUUCUGAAAGGCCUGAAGCGUCUCCAAAUGUCUGGCCCCAAAGAGCCAUCCUCACUUACAUCUGUGCCACAUUAUAAAGAUUGUAUGACCUCCAAUGAGGGUAUAUAUUCACUUGGCAUCAAGUGUGGUCCACAGGGAAUUGUACCAAAACAAGCAGUCACUAUGGGCAAACCUUUCAGUGCAGGAGAAGGGGCGGCUGCCCUAGUUUCUGACUCUGAUGAUGCAGAUGAUGAAUCACCUAAAUCCCCAUCCAGAGGAUCCUGUGACCAACCCAAAAAAGAGGUUCUUUGCUUGGACACACCUCAUGUCACUAGGGAUGAAAUGAGUCCUGCUGAAAGAAGUUUUCAGGAGGACCCUUUAAAACUCAGAGGAAAUCCUGGCAAUUUCCUCUCACCUGUCACAGACAACUUCCUCUUGGAGGGCCCCACAGUGAAACCUGGCAUCAGCCCAACAGAGAGCCCUACCCACAUGGAUGCAUUAAAGAAUAAAAAUUCACUUGAAAAAAACAAGCCAUCAGGCUUGAAGAAGUUAAAUGACAGAAACAACAAUGAGGAAAGGUCCACUGACCGAAAAUCCAGGCUUGAUCAUGUCAAAAGGCACCAAGACAGACUCAUAGCCAAGCAACUGGAGGGAGGGAUGAGUGAUGUGAGCUCAUCUCUUCAUCAUACUGCUACAACUGCUCUGAGCUCUGUUAGUGAAGCCAGACAGCGCAGCUCCUCAAUGGACAUUCCUCAUUGCAGAGAUCAGGCAAAUCAAGCUGGAAGUGAUAGCAAGGACUACACCAUUGUGGAAUCAACACAAAGAAAACUAAAACCUCAAGCUUGUGACUCAGCAAGGAAGGCUUUCAUUCUGCGGAGCAAAAGUGCAGAUGGAGGACCAGAGCAAACCAAGCAAUUCCAUUCUCCUCUACACCAAAAGCUUAUCAAGGUCCAUAGAUCCAAAGGACAGUCAAACUCUCCUGGACGUAGUAUUCCUGGCAAAAGAUCAAACUUUGGCAAAACACAAGGUUCAGGAAAAGGCACAUUUCCUAAAGUUGAGAAAAGUGAGAAUUUUGCUGAGACAAGAACUUCUGAGUCUCUUGACAAUGUAGGGAAAAGUUCUCCCCUGUCUUCCCCUGUGAAACAUUCAAAGGCAUUUAAGCCUUCUGGAGUCAAUGAAUGCUCAAAGAGCCCAACCAAAUCAUCUUUGCAAAUGACCAAACUUCCAAAGAGUAAUGACUCUGAGGCAGAGGGCAUCUCUAACAAUUUAUCCUGCUCUCCGCUCAAACAAUGGAAUCAAGAGCAGCACUCUGAUACUGCUUGCCACUCUGAGCUUAGGUCCCCUUCCCCACCACCACCUCCAGGUCGAACUACAUCUCUUCUCAUUAGACCUGGGUAUGACUCUUUACCCAAAGCCCAUAAAUCUGGAGGUCAACUUCAAAGCUCUACCACUGGGAAGGCAGCAGCUAGCAGCACCAAGCUUCAGCCAAGCCAACUUUCAUCUGUUAUGCAGAUGCAGCCUCAGCACUCUAACACAACAAAAGAUACUCGCCAUAUGGCCCCAAAAUUGGGAGCUGAAGUUACCAAGUCACCAAAACAUGUCCCCGCCAAAACCUACCAUCCCCACUCAUCCAGGAUAUCAUCUACAACCUCGAUCCCAGUUCAAGAAUCACAAGCUUCAGACUCUGUCCCGUCAUCUAUGAACCGAAGUGUAACAUGCCAUGAUGAAAAUGGUGCUUCCUCUAUGUUAUCAAAUCAAAGCAUCUUACCAGUAUCUCAUCAGAGCAUUGGUGAGCCAAAACUUUCAGAAGUCUUGCCUCAGGCUUGCUCUAAUGUUUACUACCAUGGGACUGGCAGUAAUCCUCAGAAUUCCUCCUCUAGAGCUGUGAAAACAGCCCUUCCUGUAAAUACUAAAUCUAAUGAGGCAAUUCCAGGGCAGGGGACCAGUACCUUCCUAGUUCAAGGAAGGCUUAACAAAAGCGACACAAACACAGCUACAAAAGGUGUCCAGACAUUUGAGACUUUAAUUUGUGAUCCCAGUGUUCAGCAGGUUAUACAUGGAGUUAAUGAAAGUGGUACACAGGACAAAGCCCGGCGAAAGAUUGAGACCCGUUGUAACUCACUGGAUUCUGAGCCCAUAGUGCAACCUGUUGCAGCAGACAGUGGUGUGAUAUUAGAUUGGGGAUUUGAUGAGGAGGGUUGGCUGUUCAAACGCUCUGUGUCUGUGUCAACCAGACCUCCCCUUAAGCCAGUUAUGGGCAUGAAUGGAGCUAAGGCUCGAAGCCAGAGCUUUGGUGCAAGAUACAUGGAUAGGCCAAACUUCAAUAGAUCUGGGAUGGUCCGCACCCAGAUCAAAACUCACUCAGGGAGCUCUUUGAACUCUCUUGGUGAUGUCUUCCCAGGAAGCAUGAGUUGCUCCAGUAGCUAUCAUUGUCCAAUGAACCGAUCUCUUUUGAACAACUUCCUGAUUGAAGAGGGCCUGCCAAUACCUUCACAUUUGGGCUCCUCCAGUGAAAGACUUCAAAGUCUAAAACACCAGCGAGAGCAGGCCAGACGCCUUCAGAUUGAACAACAGUUCUCAAGCGCCUUUGGUGAGCCAGUUUCUGAGGAACCUGAAAGACAAAAUACUAUAACCACGAUCGAGGAGAAAGUUAUGCUGGGAAUAGAAGAGAACUUGCAUAAGUCUCAGGAACAGGAGAGAACCAAUGAAUCAAAACAAAAAUCUGGCUCAACCUUGGCAAAUUGGUUUGGCUUCCGUAAAAGCAAGCUUCCUGCUCCAAGUGGCAAAAAGGCUGAUGCACCUAAAGCAAAGGAGGAUAAGAGGGACCAAAAGAUCACAUCCCUUCUGGGAGGAAAGCAGGCCAAGUCUGACAAAAAGAAAGACAGAAGAAAAAGUGAUGGAAAAGAGUGCUCUGUAGGGAGGAGAGAAUCUCAUGAUGCAGUGCGGGCCUGCAUCUCAAUGCCCUGCCCAGGAAUGUCCCUGAGUGAGAUACAAGGACACAAUGACAUCUUAGGAGACCCAAAGGCAAAACUGCAGAUGAUGAACCGCAGUGCUGAUGGUGAAAAUGGAUCUGCACUGAAGAGCCCCGGCAAGGAUCCUGUAAUAGGCUCUGGCUGCAAGAUGCGAACGUUGGACAGUGGAAUCGGGACCAUCCCCCUCCCUGAAUCCUGUUCCUUCUUCUCUUCCAUCCUGCACUUCCUCCCCAAAUCCUCAUCAACCCCAGAACAGUCCCUCAGUCCUCCCAGUGCUCCUGGUUCCUCCAGUGAGGAGGUGUCUCCUUCCCCAUUGCCCCGCUGGAAAAUACCGUCCGGCUUAAGGGACAGCAGCCGUGCAGGGGUGCCAAGCUCCCUGUCCGAGUCCUCCAUGACCCUUAUCCAGUCAGUGCCUUUCCCCACUGUGGCCUUCCUCCAGCCCAUCCAACCCCAGUCUCAACCCAUUGUGACCUCUGCCAAUGUGUGUGAUACCCAGAGCAGGCUGCCCAGACCGGCCCCAGGUGGAACAGAACCAAAGAAGCUGACCUAUAUCAAAUCAAAGACAAGAUCUACUCCGAGCCAGCAGAACGAGCAGACGAGACUUCAGCUUGCCAACUAGUUGAUUAUGAGCGGAAUGACUCAACUUAGGCGAGGAAGCAGCAAUCAGUUGGACUUUGUUCUCACACACAGGGACGGUUCCCAAAUCCCACAGUUUGGACACUGCGACUGUGUAUCAGGAUGAAACACCCAGCGCUGGACAGCUCGUGAGCUUGGACUGGUAAGGUUCCACCUGCGCUUGCUGUGGCUUUGAGAUGCUGAGUUUGGAGGGCAUGCAGGUGACGUAACGCACCCUCUGGCGGCCAUGUUGGAGGUCUUCAUCCCUUUGGCAUUAUUGGGCUGUGAGUCGCUGAUUGAAUCUCCACACGUACCACCCGGCCAACUCAAUAGAUUUCAUGGAUAUGGCUAAUUUCUGUGCUGUUACCGACUGAAAGCUGAUUAUUCCGCCACUACUAAACAUGAUGGACUUUGUCUUUUGACGUCAGGUUGUUAGCGGUUAAGUUAACUACUGUGGCAUUGUGAACAUGUAUGAUUUGCACACAUUGAGUAGAAGCUAAUGUAAGUGGCUACACUAGUAGGUCUGCUAAAUUAGCUGACCAAAAUCACCAAACAUGAGUUGUUCCUUUAAUCGAGUUCAUUCAUCGGAACUACAUCUGGUAAGAAGAAACCAGGACUAAAGACGACUGUGUCACCGUAGCAUCAAUUUGGAAGCAAGUCUACCUUCACUUUUACUUCUUAUUCCUGAACUGAUCUGUUGCUGCACCACAACAGUCUUUUCAGAUAUAUCUCCCUAUGUAGCCUGGUUAUUAUAUAUGUAGCCAUCAUCUGUGUACAGCUAACUCUCCAUUGGACCUCCAUGAUGGUACCAGACGUGGUUGAUGAGAGAUUUGCGACUACAAAGCCUCUAUUCUAUUUUCUACCCAACUGAAUAAAUAUUUUAAUAAGUGAAAAGUGAUGUAAAGAUCUGAUUUUAGAGCUAUAGUAUUCUAAUUAGUGAAAGUCCAUGUAAAGACCUAACUGUAGAGCUCAAAUCUUUGUAUGAUCAAUUUCCGACCAAAAUAUCCAAUAAAACCUUAUAAUGCCAAGAUUCCAAAGUAUGAUUACCAUCCUGAAAAUAUCCGGCGUCCAGCGCUCACCACUGAUUGCCAUGAGCUCUGUUCCCAACUUGGUAAUUUAUGUCCUCAAAGUGUUGCGCUAAGUCGCUGGUAACCUUAAUUUAUUUAUUGUCACAGUGUUAAUAACUUGCAUGCAGACACCCUCAGGCUCAUUCUAACAGGAGAAAUGAAGAUGCAAACUGAUAUCCAUCAUAUGAAGGGUUUCAUUACAAAACGCUACAUAUCCACUUUGAAAAAAAAAAGUUACUUCAUGCUACUGCAUUGCUUAGCAUUUAUGAAAUGUAACAGAUCCUCUUACAUGUCAUUAUUUUGUAAGCAAAUGUCUUUAAAAAAUAAUCCAUAGUAAAUUUUAUGUUCAUGCAAGCCAUCAUUUUGAAAAGUAGGUGUGCCAUUUUUAACUAAUAAAAAAAAUAUCUCAGCUCUGAAUGAAACUCUUCAUAUAUGUAGACUAGUUCGUUGUUUUGAUAUAUUCCACAGUUAUGACAUCAAGACAAACCAGUGAAUAUGUUGCAUGUAACCUUAGUUCUCUAUCAUCUUAGGCACAUUGUGGACAUUGCUGUGCUAGCUCAGGGAAAAUGCCAUUUGUUGUUUCUAAUAAACUUGAUAGAUGCUGUGGAUAUAAUGAUUAUGGUUCGACUUCAACUUUGACCUUACUAUGUGCAGCCGUUUGUGUGCAAUCACCGAAUAAGAUAGAUUUCACUCCAACGGUUUGAAAGGUUUUACCUGAGCUUACUAUUUCUCUCUUGUCACUUUUUGUCCGGACAUUUAACUGUAAGAUAUCUGCACCAUGGUUGCUCAGUUUCUCUCUCUCUAUUAUGUAUACUGUGUUCUUUAUAGUAAUGUUUUUGGUGUCAUGAAUGCAUCCUGACCUGUUUGACAGUUUUAGGUGUUUAGAGAUGAUUUCCCCCUCCCAUCUCUGUCAUUUCCCUGCCUUUCACCUGUAGAUAUUUGCCAAAAUGUAUUGCCAAACACCGCUUUCAGCUAAUCACAGUAUACAGAAAAUGAAUGCAACUGAAUCUACAUAUCAGAUUUGUCAUGGUAACUAUAGCCAUAAUGUUUUCAAAUACUAGAGACAGUUUACAGGUUAACAUUCAAGUGAUGUACUAUGAAGCACUGUAACGUUGCACAAUAUCGUUAAGUCAUAUCUUUGGGUCUUAUUUACCUCUUCUGUAUCUUUGCUCACUUGCUACAUUUAUUUGUCGGAAGUAACGUUUGUACAUUUUCAGUGGUGUUUUUGACAAUAGCAACACAUGUAAUAAAUGACAUAUGUAGCGUACGCAGGUGAGACAAGGCGUUCAUGGAUCAGGGAUCAGGUGUACUGUAUUGAUACGGGUAGAUGGAGCAUGGGGUCUUUGUUUUGAUAUGGCGCAUAUAAUGAAGAGUGUCACUCUCACAAGAGUAUUGUAUUUUUCUAGCAUUUACUCUUAUGUAUUUAUGCCUGGUAUUUGUACUCAGCACAGAUAAUUGUGUAAUUAACCAUUCUUGCACACAUUGUUACUCACAAUUACAGUAAUUCCCCUUUUAAAUGUUUUCUUUCAGAACCCAAUAACAGUGAUGUUCUUGUGUGGCAGUCACCUUAGCAGUCUGAAAUAAGAAUUGUAUAUUACUAAUAUUCUUUGUUUUAUGUAAAAGAGGAAAGAAAAAAAUAAACUAUUUCAAUACUUGCACAA
Messenger RNA from Myripristis murdjan (pinecone soldierfish), 7782 nucleotides. Its product is annotated as nck-associated protein 5-like. Gene Ontology annotation, biological process: microtubule bundle formation; microtubule depolymerization. The transcript has 14 exons. Gene Ontology annotation, cellular component: microtubule plus-end. The coding region runs from base 709 to 5058 and encodes 1449 amino acids. The record is from RefSeq and is a predicted model, not a curated record. NCBI's taxonomy places the organism in Eukaryota, Metazoa, Chordata, Actinopteri, Holocentriformes, Holocentridae.